Prorocentrum cordatum is the source of this 732-nucleotide messenger RNA. The record is from the annotation of a GenBank genome assembly. NCBI's taxonomy places the organism in Eukaryota, Dinophyceae, Prorocentrales, Prorocentraceae.
AGCACUUUAGCACCGAGGGCCUGAUCGAGUUCCACGCUGUGCUCUUCGUGCCCUGGCGAGCCUCUUUCGACCCGAAGGAGACCACGAAGAAGCGCAACACCAUCAAGCCGUACGAUCGCCAUGUGUUCUUCACGGAUGUGCACACGAUCUUGCCUGAGUGGCUCCACUUUGUGAAGGGCGUAGUGGACUCCGACAUUAUGCCGCGGAACAUCCAUUGCCAGACUCCGCAGCAGAACAGGAUCAUGCGUGCGAUCCGAAAGAACCUCGUCAUGCAGUGCCUGGGCAUGCUCAAGGAGAUCACCGCGCAGCAGGAAGACUACGAGCAUUUCUAUGAGCAGUACGGCCAGCGCCUCAAGCUCGGCGCGCACGAGGAGUCGACCAACCGCACCGAUCUCGCGGAGGAGCGAAUGGACUACACGUAUGAGGGCCCAGAUGACAUGGACGAGGAGCUGAUGUGCCACAACACCCCGACGUCCAGGGACGAGAGCAGCUGUCCGAAGGAGCGCGAGAUCGUUCACACACGUUACGCUGGCACGGAUGCGCCCUCCAUGACCGACUCCAGCGAUGAGUUCAUCCCUGCUGUCAUCCGCGACACCAUUAGCCAGGCCAUCGCCACCGAGAUGACCCGCCACACCGGCACCAGCGAGGAGAUCGUAAUCUUGGCCGUCGAGCGCGCGUACGACACCACCGUCUCUCACCCAUUCUGGGAUCAGGUCGGCGCGCUGAUGGCUG